GUCCCUCGUCGCUGUAUGACUCUUUGACAGUAGCACGGAAGCUGUAACCACAUCUUACAGCAUGGAUCUCUCAGAACCAGCGAUCCCGGCUCCCCCGGGCGAGGUAUCUGAUCUCAAGAAUCCAGAGGAUGUCCUCCACACAGUCAAUUUUGUGACGCAAGUCAUUUGCCUCCUCGUCGUGACGAUCGUCGUGGCGCUGCGGUUCCUCGUCAAGGCAAGGCUGAGGAAGGCGUUAGAGUUGGGAGGAUUGCGAGUUUGAUCUUACAUUGUUUUGAUGGCAUGCUGUUUAUACUGAGAACCUUUCCUACAAGGGAGCACGAUUCUUGGAUGGGUAAGCUCUUGCCUUCGGAUCAGUCGAUCAGUUGAUGCGAUCUAAUGCUUGCGAUCGGUUCUAUUCGUCGGGUUUUGUGCGAAUAUGAUUAUACUGGGAAACUACGGCGGUGGCUACCACGCAUGGGACGUGUCAAAGGGCGACAUGGUUAAUUUCCAAAAGGCCUCCUAUGCCGUAACCCUCGUCUACGUCCCCAUGGUCUUCGUGAUAAAAGUUGCCCUCCUCGCCGUCAUGCUCCGCCUCUUCGCCCCAGACAAACACAAGGUGAUGCUCGUCUACGGCACAAUCAUCGUCCUCCUGUACUACAUCCCCGCCCUCUUCAUCAAGAUCUUCUUCUGCAAUCCCAUCUCCGCAUACUGGUACGGCCUCGAAGCAACGAAUGGGACCUGCAUGGACCAGCGGAAGGUCAUCAUCGCCGGCGCGACGAUAAGCAUGAUUAGCGAUUUUUGGAUCCUCGUCCUGCCCAUUUCGAUGCUCUGGUCGCUUAAGAUGAGUUUCAGCAAGAAGCUGCGUGUCCUGGGAAUUUUGGGCGCUGGAGGGUUAGCCACGGGGUUUAGUAUCUGGAGGCUUGUUAUGAUGGUUGAUGAGUCCCGGACGUCGGAUACAACCUGGUUUUGGAUUCAUUGUGUGCUUACGGGAAACGCCGAAUCAGGCACCGGUUUAACUUUUUCUAUGAUUGGUUUUGUUGAUGUUUUGUUUGCGGCGCGCCUGUACCAGAACUAUAUCCUUUGCAGUGCUAGUGAGAAAAGCACGAACGCCACCCACAAGGUCAAUAGGGCCUCAUAUGGUCGGCCCCCUGUAGGCACCCGGAGGUCGCCGAGCAUUCCAUUUGAAUGGGUACUACCGAGGAGAGACAACUGCUUGACUGGACUUGGAUAAUUGAGGAGGGGCGGUUGUAGGUGCGGUUCUCCAGCUCAGGCCCCCUGGUGAACAUACCAGGUCUUGAGAAUCAGACCUCUUUCUUCCUCUUUUGUUCAUGAUAACAUUCAAUUCGGUGGAAAGUAUCAGAGGGUGAAAUGGGAUGUGAACAAAGGCUUGGUUUUUGACUAU
Messenger RNA from Aspergillus aculeatus ATCC 16872, 1381 nucleotides. RefSeq lists its product as uncharacterized. The record is from RefSeq and is a predicted model, not a curated record. Lineage: Eukaryota; Fungi; Ascomycota; Eurotiomycetes; Eurotiales; Aspergillaceae. The coding region runs from base 416 to 1210 and encodes 264 amino acids. The transcript has 4 exons.